Messenger RNA from Vitis riparia (riverbank grape), 2529 nucleotides. Its product is annotated as post-GPI attachment to proteins factor 3-like. Gene Ontology annotation, cellular component: endoplasmic reticulum membrane. Gene Ontology annotation, biological process: GPI anchor biosynthetic process. The transcript is spliced from 5 exons. The record is from RefSeq and is a predicted model, not a curated record. NCBI's taxonomy places the organism in Eukaryota, Viridiplantae, Streptophyta, Magnoliopsida, Vitales, Vitaceae. Gene Ontology annotation, molecular function: hydrolase activity, acting on ester bonds. Bases 166 to 1041 code for a protein of 291 amino acids.
CUAGGAGAUUCUGGUCCACACUCAUCGCGACCCACCAAAACUUCUCUCUCCAUCUCAUCUCUGCGCGCCCAAGCUUCUUCAGCCACGAUCAUGUAGAUGGACUUCAGUCAAUCGCAACUCAACUAGAAUUUCAAUCUCUAGGAAUCUCGAAAUAUUCUCUCUCCUAUGACUUUCAUGGCGCAAUGUCAUUGGAUCGCUCUCUCCUUCGCUCUCUCCUUUCUCGUUCGCGUUCUCAACGCUAGUGCCGGCGAUUCUGAUCCACUCUACAAGGCAUGCAUAGAACAGUGUGAGAAGACUGGAUGUGUCGGGGACAAGUGCUUCCAACACUGUAAACUAUCUUCUGAUGGGAAUCCUAUUGGUGGUCCAUGGUAUCUGCAAGAACCGCUCUAUCUGCGGUGGAAGCAGUGGGAUUGCCGCAGUGAUUGUAGGUACCACUGUAUGCUUGCUAGGGAAGAAGAAAGAGAGGAACUUGGUGACAAGCCUGUCAAAUAUCAUGGAAAAUGGCCAUUCCGGCGUGUAUAUGGAAUUCAGGAACCUGUUUCUGUUGCUCUAGCCACACUCAAUCUUGCUAUGCAAUUUCAUGGUUGGGUGUCAUUUCUCAUCCUUCUUUAUUACAAGUUGCCUUUAAGGCCAGAUAAGAAGACAUUCUAUGAAUAUACUGGCUUAUGGCAUAUCUAUGGGAUCUUAGCAAUGAAUGCCUGGUUCUGGAAUGCUGUUUUCCACAGUCGAGAUGUGGAUUUGACAGAGAAACUAGAUUAUUCUUCUGGGGUGGCAUUACUUGGAUUUACCCUUAUUCUGGCCAUACUGCGAGCUUUCAAUGUGAGAGAUGAGGCUGCCAGGGUCAUGAUUGCUGCUCCACUGAUGGCUUUUGUGACUACCCAUAUCUUGUAUCUGAACUUCUACAAACUUGAUUAUGAGCCUCUCAUCCUCCUCAUUGAACAUUCAACUUUGAGCAUUUCACUUACGGGUUUUGGUAGUGGUCCCUGUUGCACACAACUAAACCAUCUUGUCUAUCUCUCAUCUUGUCUUCCACUAGUAUGACGUCUACUGUCUUGCUGGUGCGUUAAUUUUUCAUUCUAUCCCAGACAUAUUGUGCUGUGCAUCCAUUUCAACAUCCUUAUUUCAGCUUUUACUGACUUUGUCAACAACUUUAUAGAAGCAGAUAGGGUGGGCAUAACUUGGUUAGAGAAUAUGUAUCCAUGUUGGAAGCCUAAAGCUAAGCUCAUGGUUUGAAAGAAGUGUUCGUGAUAGUAUUCGUAUCCCUUGGUUGCUUUAUUUGUUGGAAUUUAAUUGUUAAUUUACAUUUGAAAGUGGGGAAAAUUUGAGUUAAUGUAGUAGGAACUGUUUUCAGUACUGUGGGGAAUUAUUUUGCAGUUUACUUGUGUAGCACUGUAAGAUUUACACCACUUCAGCAUUGGACUGCUAAUUGCUUUUGCAUCUUUUUUUUUUCUUUUCUUAAGUUUUAAGUUUGAUGUAAGGGCUAGGGUUAAUUGUUAUUAUGUUAAUUUGGUUCUUAGACUAUAGGAGGGUUGCAAUACCUUGGGUUAGGUCAACCGAGAUCUGUAGUUGUAAAGCUUAUUUAGAAGCUGUGAUUCUCUCUCUCUCUCUCUCUCUAAACCUAUUUAUUCUGAUAGGGAAAAAUGAUAUAAAUAGGCUCCCUAUACAGAAAAAAGGGAGUGCAACUCUCUGGUGCUUGAGACUAUCAAUUACUUAUUUUUCUCCUUUUCUCUUAAUCUGUUUUUAAUUAUACAGUGUUUAGUGGCUGAGACGAGCACACGUUGAGCAAUCAAAAUAGUUACCAGAAUCCUAAUUCUAAAUCCUCUUACAAACUCCAGUCCAUCCUUAAACAAGUCUACAGCAAAGCUUAACCUUAAUCUCCUGUUACACUGCUGGAUUUUGAAAGACCUUACCAGAAUCCUAAUUUCUAAAUCCUUUUUUCCCUAUUUCAGUUCAACCUUAAACAUAUCUAUGGCAAAGCCUGACCUUGUUCUCUUGUUAUUUUGAAAGAUUUUGCAUUAGUUAAAGCUUGCUUGGCAAUUAUAACCUGUAAAACAAUCUAUGGAAUUGAUAUUUUCUUGGCAUAGCAAACUUAUAUCAUCUCCAUAAAGAAAAAAAAUGCAUGACACAAACUAAUUGUAGCAGCUUAUGACAUUGUCUUGAUGAUUAUGUGAUUUUUUACAUCAAUGGGUUUGAUAUUACAUCUUCAAGAGCACUCUAAAUAAGGAUAAACCAGUCAAAAUAAUUUAUUUAACUUGGUAAUUUUCCUUAUUAUAGGUGUGCAUGGAUUCUAAAAUUUCUCAUGUAUGCCCAGAUUUAUCUUCACUUUUGUUACCAAACAUGUGGUUUAACUUGUAUUUAUACACCAGAUGUUUAGGAACUUUUACUGUCUGCCACUGUCUCCUCUAGUGAUAUCCAAGGACUGGUAUAUUGCAAUUUGGUCCGGAUUUGGAGGAUACCAAAAUACAGACAUGAAAUUUUGUUUUGUUAAUAUGAAGUUGUAGGAAAAUGGUCUGACUCCAAUAGAAAAUA